GAAAUAAAAUGUGUACAACUUUCCAGGACAGACUCUUAAACCAGCUUCAGUUCUUGGCAGGUAGAUAAAGUUGUCUUAGUCCAGUCUUGCCAGAAAAUAUGCAAACCCAGUUCAUCUUUCACAAACAUGAACAAUCCUCUUUAAAACGCUUUUAGAACGAAUUCCUGACCCCCAAACAGAGCCAGCGUUGGCCCGCCUUAUUAUUCACAUACGGGGACAUUACUCUGCAACCACCUUCAGCACGUUUUCGGAAAGGAAGUCACUAGCGUGUCAACUGCGGUGCAGGAUUUCCCUCCGAGCUGCUGAGCUGCUGAGCUGCGGUCCGGGCGCUGCAGGCAGGCUGGGUGGAUGUGUGUGUGUGUGAGUGACUGGACCAGCUCUUCUGCUGCGCCUCCGCCCGGCUCGGCGCACGGUGACGUGGAGAAGCAGCAGGGCGCACCACCAAGCAGAGCUCGCCUGGAAAUGAAAAGAGGCUUGUCGAAUUCUGCCAGUGAUGGCGUCUCAUUCACUCCAUUGGUGGUCCUUGAACUGGUCGAGGACACCAAAGAAGAAGCUGUGACUUGGCUACUUGAGAAGAUACGGGACAAGCAGGAGAAUGGAGGGGCGGAGCUGCUGGUGGGGCGGCUGCGGAAGGACAGCUGGGGCGACGACGGAGGGAACCCCAACGUGUUUGUCGUGGGGGCCUCCAGAGACAGGCUGCUGAGUGGCGCCGAGGACGUCGGCCUGGUGAAGGAAAGCAACGACGGGUCGAUGCGAGGAUUUACGUUUGUUAACAGGAACAAUUUUAAAGAUUUCAAGGGUGACAGUGAUGAGUUCCUCAGUGUGGCGGAGUGUCAGUACAUUAUUAAGCAUGAGCUGGAUACUCUGAGAGCCAAGGAAGAGAACAGUGUCCCAGGCUAUGCGAAAGUGAAGCUGUACCCAGGAAAGUCAAUCUUGCGUAGACUGCUGUCCAAAGGGAUUUUGGUCCAAGUUUUUCCGCUACAUGACAAAGAAGAACUGAAAAAACUUUCUCAUUCAUGGUAUGGGAAGCUUAGGCUUAAAUAUCAACCUCUAGAUGAAAUCCGCCGGUACUUUGGGGAGUCUCUGGCCCUGUAUUUUGGGUUCCUGGAGUAUUUCACGUUCGCCUUAGUGCCUAUGGCCCUCAUCGGAGUCCCUUACUACCUGUUCGCCUGGGAGGACUACGACAAGUACGUGCUCCUGGCCCUGUUCAACCUGGUGUGGUCCACGGUCGUCCUGGAGGUGUGGAAGCGGUGCUGCGCCUCGCUGGCCUACCGCUGGGGCACCCUCUGCCGCAAGAAGGCCUUCGAGGAGCCGCGGCCGGGCUUCCACGGCGUGCUGGGCUACAACCCGGUCACGGGCCGGCAGGAGCCCACCUUCUCCAGCCUGAGGCGGCAGCUGCGCGUCUACCUGGUGUCUGUGCCCUUCGUCCUGCUGUGCCUCUGCGGCUCCCUCUACGUCAUGAUGAUCUACUUCUCCAUGGAGGAGUGGGCUCUGAGGCUGCACGAGGAGGAGCAGUCCGUGUGGAGCAGUGCAGGGCUGUUUGUGCCCAGCAUCAUAUACGCCAUCGUCAUCGAAGUCCUGAACAGGCUGUACCGCUACGCGGCAGAGUUCCUGACUGAGUGGGAAAACCAUAGAUUGGAGUCAUCAUACCAAAACCAUUUGAUCCUGAAGGUUUUAGUGUUCAACUUUUUGAAUUGCUUUGCAUCUCUGUUCUACAUUGCGUUCGUGCUUCAUGACAUGAAGCUCUUGAGACAGAGUCUCGCGACGCUUCUCAUAACAUCCCAAAUACUCAAUCAGAUGGUGGAGGCCUUCCUUCCUUUCUGGCUCCAGAAGAGACGCAACACGAAGGUGCAAAAGCAAGUGAGGAGAGCCCCGGUGGAGCUGCCCUGGACCGAGCAGGUGAAGCUGGAAGUGGACAUGAGCACGUACUUGGGAACGUUUGAUGAUUACUUGGAGCUCUUCCUGCAGUUUGGCUACGUCAGCCUUUUCUCCUGCGUCUUCCCUCUUGCAGCUGUGCUGGCAGUUUUGAAUAAUUUCACAGAAAUGUAUUCGGAUGCUUUGAAAAUGUGUCAAGUCUUCAAAAGACCCUUUUCGGAGCCUGCAGCCAAUAUGGGAGUUUGGCAGCUGGCGUUCGAAACGAUGAGUGUCAUUGCGGUCAUCACCAACUGCGCCCUCAUUGGAAUGUCUCCUCAAGUGAAGUCAUGUUUCCCGGACUCGGAGACACAGCUCAUCCUGAUCGUGGUGGCAGCAGAGCACGUUCUGUUGGCCUUCAAGUUCAUCCUGGCUUUUGUCAUUCCUGAUAUUCCCAAAGAAAUCCAACUUAAACUUGCUAGACUGGAGUUUGAAUCCAUGGAAGCGCUCAAGAAAAAAAAAAUGCAGGACACUAAGAAGUUGGAGAAGCAGGACAACUAGUGAAGAGAAGAGGAAGUGAGGCCACAGAGCUUGAAGGAAUCUCCUCAAAAGAAAGAAUUCUCACUGCAGAAAAAAGUGUAUUGAUCUUUACCUCGUUUCUGUCCAUUGAAUGUUCUUUCUAAACAGCAGAUGGUUUUGCAUUAUUCUUCUAAAUUACCACACAGCCUUACACCAGUCUCGUCUUGCUAGGUGUCCAGCCUGCCGAAUGGAAAUGGCUUUAGUUUGCAGACUGCGAGUGUUUCCUGGAAUGUUAUGUUGUGCAUGCUUCAUUAUGUUCUCAUUGACCCAGGGAGGAGUGCAUGGGGAAGAAGUAACAGAAGAUCUCAUUUCAUUACAAAUUCUUUUCUGUGACCAAGGCUAUAAGGCACGGCCAUUGUAAAAACACUAAUACCGGCACUGUAACAUUAAAAUGGGUUGUGUUUUGUAUA
Lepisosteus oculatus (spotted gar) is the source of this 2840-nucleotide messenger RNA. It is a transcript of the gene ano10a, whose product is annotated as anoctamin 10a. The record is from RefSeq and is a predicted model, not a curated record. NCBI's taxonomy places the organism in Eukaryota, Metazoa, Chordata, Actinopteri, Semionotiformes, Lepisosteidae.